UACACCACGUGGCAGGAGGCAUCGUCACGCUGCGCCGCGCUCGGCUACACUCUGUGCGACAAAAACUGCGCAGACAAAGGCUGCAACUACAAUUCGAUUUGGGCGUGCGUCCACGACGCCACCGCCACCAGGCACCUCAACGUCGCCAUCGCUGCGCAGUGCUGCGACGGCUCGACGUGCAAACGUAAGAGCUCAAGCAGCAACGACGACUGUAUCGCUGGGAUGUGGAGCUCCUCCUUCGAGUACACCACGUGGCAGGAGGCAUCGUCACGCUGCGCCGCGCUCGGCUACACUCUGUGCGACAAAAACUGCGCAGACAAAGGCUGCAACUACAAUUCGAUUUGGGCGUGCGUCCACGACGCCACCGCCACCAGGCACCUCAACGUCGCCAUCGCUGCGCAGUGCUGCGACGGCUCGACGUGCAAACGUAAGAGCUCAAGAAGCAACGACGACUGUAUCGCUGGGAUGUGGAGCUCCUCCUUCGAGUACACCACGUGGCAGGAGGCAUCGUCACGCUGCGCCGCGCUCGGCUACACUCUGUGCGACAAGAACUGCGCAGACAAAGGCUGCAACUACAAUUCGAUUUGGGUGUGGACGAGCGAGCCAUGCCCGCUGCCUUACGAGCUGCCUUAG
This is a messenger RNA of Emiliania huxleyi CCMP1516, 633 nucleotides long. RefSeq lists its product as hypothetical. The transcript is spliced from 3 exons. The record is from RefSeq and is a predicted model, not a curated record. Lineage: Eukaryota; Haptophyta; Isochrysidales; Noelaerhabdaceae. The annotation marks the transcript as partial.